AUGAUCGCAAUAGCAGUCAUCUUCAUUUGCCUCUAUCUGAAAUGUAGAAGCAAACAUGGACAAAGGUCACGACCAGAUAAGUCAUCAGAGCAAAAGAAACAUACAUUUAGUUUUCCUUCGUUUGCAUUUGUUGCGAAACUCUGCAAGAAGAGCAGCGAACCUAAAGAACCACAAAACACAGCCGUGUCCCCCAGGAGUUUGAAUUCUAAAGUAGAUAUAGAUCAACUUGAGCAUCGGCGUUAUCCUCGCUGGAUACUCAGCCACACUAGUACACCACCUCUAGGUACCGUGUCGCCUUCGAAACAAAGACGACAUCUUGAAGAAAGUUCCUCAAAAGAAUCUCAAAAGAGCAAUUUGGGGCGUCCUUCCGAAUCAGCUGAUGACGGCCAAGCGUCAAAAAGCACAGGCUUAGUAACACGGAUGUCGUCAGUUGAAAAUCGUCAGCACAAGGACUUUGAAACUCAAAUGAAGCAACGGUACAGACCUAUAGUAUUACUGGAUUUGGAACAAGAAUCUGGACCGAAAACAUUAAAACAAGAUUUGAAACACGAAUCAAUGCGUGGAAACACGGCUCAAGGCGAGACAGAUCCAUAUGAUAAAACGCACGAAUACGAAAUAACGGGAUAUAUAGUUUCUAAAGAAGACACCCCUAAACCCUCACAAAGCUUAACCAAAGUUCCAUCAGUCAAUAUAAAUUAUAACACAAAUUUGCUUACAACAGAAAUCAUAACUGCCCCGACACAGAAAGGGUUACCGACUAGCAAAACGUUUAGUCCUCUAUUUCCUCUUGGUUUAAAUCCAUCCGCAUCGCCUUAUUCUUCGCUACCAGUUUCAUAUUCCGUUUCACCAAGCGUUGACUUAGAUAUGGAGACAGACACUACUAUCGAUUCGCCAAAGCCAACCCUCCAGCCUCUUUCAAGAGAACUAUCAAAACACACAAUACAUUCGAGGGUAGAAACAGUUAACAGUACAACGUCAGCUACAGGCAUACGUAUUGAGAAUUUAGAGUCGUUGAGAAAACCGUCAAUAACUCCGGUAUCAGUGCCAGAUAAUCCAUUUGAAAAGACACCAGCUACGUCAAAAGAAAUGCAUAGUCUUCCAGAUAACCAUUCGAUCAUUAAAGGCUUCUUUCGCAAUAAAGAAAAAAGGUAUUCUUCUACAUUUCUGAAUGUAAAAUCAACCAUAGGCGACUCCCCUACUACCAUCAAUUCAAAAGAGGUAAAAGAACGAAAACUGGUAACGCCUAUGAAAUUAAGGAAUUCUUCUAGAAAACUGUCUGGUAAACGUCGACGUGCUUCAAAGGGGAAGAAAAAAACGGGCAAGAAUGCACUUAAACUUUUGGAACGGUGUCAAAACUUACAUAAAACCCCAAACAAACUGGGUGAGUUUUAUAAUGACAAUAUUCCAAUGUUGACUCCUCAUAUGGAGGCAAAAAAGAUUGAUUUAGAUGGAUCAAUUAGUGGCAUUGCGUAUGAUGACGAUAAUCUCAAAGCUAGGCAGAUGCAAAAUACACCAUUAAAUGGCGACGAUGAAAGAAGAAGUACAAAGUCAGUAACCUUUAGACCAACGUCUUCAGAGUUAAGAAACUAUCCGAGGAAAACGCCUUUUCAAAACUCAUCUCCAUUAGGACAUGCAAACAGUCCACAUGCUUGGAAAUCACCGCAUUCGCUCUCAAAAGAUAAAAUUGAAAAUGGUUGCGAGUACUUUUUGGAAAACGAAUCGGCAGUCAUUGUACUAAACGUUAAAAAGAAAGGACCGGUAGGUGAAGAACGAGUAAGGAGUGUGCGCGAAGACUUACCGAGUGUUUAUGAAGAGUGUGAAGAAGAUGAAGAAGAGGCUGGAAACGAAAAAGAUGAUUUGGAGGAUGAGGAUGAAGAGAAUGAUGAUGAACAAGGAAAUGAUGACGGAGAAGCAGACGAGGAUGAGCAUGACGAGGACGACGAAGAUGAUGAUGAUGAAGAGGACGACGAAGAUGAUGACGACGAGGACGACGAUGACGAAGAUCAGGAUACUGACGAAAGUGACAAUAAGGAAGAUGUUGCAAAAGAAUUUCACGGAAAAAAGUUUAUGACAGCUAUGAAAAUAACGUAUGGUGAUGUUAAUGGUCACGAUUCUGACCCAGAUAGGAUGAUAAUGACAAAAUACGGAGAAGAUUUUGAAACACAAGAGAUAUAAAUUAUUGCGUAGUUUUGUCAGUCCUUACGUUUCGAUUGUUGAUAUUAAUAUGUCGUACCAUGUUUUCAAACUACUUGUACAUUUUUUUUUCCACAAAACUUAGUGUUCUUUUUUUUAAAGUUCUAGAUAACGUAUUUAAUUUAUUCGAUGCAUACAUGCUCACUCAAGC
Messenger RNA from Dreissena polymorpha, 2344 nucleotides. RefSeq names its product microtubule-associated protein 9-like. Lineage: Eukaryota; Metazoa; Mollusca; Bivalvia; Myida; Dreissenidae. The transcript is spliced from 2 exons. The coding region runs from base 1 to 2175 and encodes 724 amino acids. The record is from RefSeq and is a predicted model, not a curated record.